AUGGGGAUAUUGCUACCAACCAACUAGUCUUCAUCUGACAGAGAAGACUUCUCUCCAUCUCCUGCUGCCACUUCUUUGGGCCUCACCCUGCCCACCAUGGCUCUCUGGAUCCGAUCGCUGCCUCUCCUGGCCCUUCUCGCUCUGUCCGACCCCGGGACCAGCCACGCGGCUGCCAACCAGCACCUCUGCGGCUCCCAUUUGGUGGAGGCUCUCUACCUGGUGUGUGGAGAGAGGGGUUUCUUCUACUCCCCCAAAGCCCGACGGGACGUUGAGCAGCCUCUAGUGAGCGGUCCCCUGCAUGGUGAGGUAGGAGAGCUGCCCUUCCAUCAGGAGGAGUUUGAGAAAGUGAAGCGAGGGAUCGUUGAGCAAUGCUGCCACAACACGUGCUCCCUCUACCAACUGGAAAACUACUGCAACUAGCGGCGAGGCCAGCGGCGGAGAGCUCGCGGGCCACUGGUAGAAACACGCACUUAUGCUACUGCACCUUCAAAGCAAUUGAAUAAAUGUUGUGGGUCUAUUCGAA
Tyto alba (common barn owl) is the source of this 523-nucleotide messenger RNA. RefSeq names its product insulin (gene INS). The transcript is spliced from 3 exons. The record is from RefSeq and is a predicted model, not a curated record. Lineage: Eukaryota; Metazoa; Chordata; Aves; Strigiformes; Tytonidae. Gene Ontology annotation, cellular component: extracellular region. Gene Ontology annotation, molecular function: hormone activity.